Molecule: messenger RNA, 2501 nt
Organism: Perca fluviatilis (European perch)
Lineage: Eukaryota; Metazoa; Chordata; Actinopteri; Perciformes; Percidae
Product: zinc finger protein 239-like
Exons: 2
Coding region: 449-1399 (316 amino acids)
Source: RefSeq, a predicted model, not a curated record
AACAUCAGAAAGUGCCAAAAACAUCGUAAAAAGCGCCAAAAACUUCAGAAAAGGUGGCAAAACAUUGAGUAAAGCAUCAAACCCGUUAAAACAAAGUGCCUAAAGCAUUGAAAAAAAGUGCAUAAACUGCCGGAAAAGUUGCACCAUUUGCUGGAUGGUUUCACGAUAACGGUCGGCAGCUAACAUUAGCAGAUAAGCCCGUACACUGCAGUAUAUAAGAAGAGGUGAACAAGGCAGGAGUUAUCUGAUUAGGCAACUGUAGGUGAAAUGGGACACCAGUAGUUGGCGGUAGUGCACCGCAAUGGAUGCAAAACGCCGUUAAAAUACACAAGAGGAAGAAGAAGACCAAGAGAAAAAGAAGGCUUCACGAAAGUUAGAGCGCCCAGGCAGACACAGAGGAGACCUGCUGGACUUCAGAGACCGACCGGGGACCACUACAAGAAAGGACAUGGAGGAGGACACCCAGAACCCGGAGCAGCAGAGCAACAGCGUUCCCGAAAGACAAGCAACAGGCCCGUCCUCUGGUACCAACAAUGUUCAGAAACGUGGGGGACAAGAGGCACGUCCCAAGUCUCACCAGGGACUUGAGACUGGAGCGAAACCACACAGCUGCGACCACUGUGACAAAGUUUUCAAAAAGAUGAGUCACCUGAAAAACCACCAAAGCGUCCACACCGGGGACAAGCCGUACAGAUGUGACCAGUGCGGAAAAGGUUUUGCGAGGGCAGGCACCUUAAAAGUCCAUUACGGCAUACACACCGGAGCCAAACCGUAUACCUGUGACCAAUGUGGGGCAGCGUUCCUACACAAGUAUCACUUCCAAAGUCACCAGUACGUUCACACCGGAGAGAAACACUACAACUGUGACCAGUGUGAGAAAGUUUUCACCACUAGAGGUGACCUAAAGAACCAUCAGCGCAUUCACGCGGGGUAUAAACCGCACAAGUGUGAGCACUGCGGGGCAGCUUUCGCGAGGCGCGGGCCGCUGGUUCGCCACCUGCGCAUCCACUCCGGAGAGAAACCGCACUGGUGCAACAUCUGCGGGAGAGUCUUCGCCCGGGGCUACACCUUAGACGUCCACCGACGCACUCCCACCGGAGAGAGACCGUACGUGUGCGACUUCUGCGACAAGGCUUUCAGCACAUCGGGGACCCUGGCGUCCCACCAACGGGUUCACACGGGAGAUAAGCCGCACAGCUGCGACCUGUGUGAGAAAACGUUCAGCAUUCGCGGUAACCUGGAAGUCCACCGCCGCGUUCACACGGGAGAGAAGCCGUACUGGUGUGAAGAAUGCGGGAAGAGCUUUGGUUCAGGGAGUACCCUUAAAAGCCACCAACGCAGUCACAAUAAAAAACAAGAGGCCAAAACGGCAGUCGGCGACAUUAGACAUUAUUGCUAAGGCCAUAUGGCGACCACUUUUUUAAAAAGUUAGCGUUGAGCCCUUUUUGAUCCACCUGAAUUGUGACUUUCUAAGAAAUGAAUGAAAGUUGUAGUACAAUGUUGUACUAUUUUAAAUAGAUUUUAUGAUCUUUUGUUUUUUAUUCCUCUCAAAAUUUGCGUUUAUUUCAGUAAUCAAGAUUUCCAAACUCCAUAGCUAGUACAAAUAAUAACGUCUACAAUGGCUGAUUGUUUUACCGUCCAUUGAUUGGAGUAUUUCCUCGAUGAAUUUUUAUUUAUUUUUUCUGAGGAAAUUGAAUUGCUAAAGAAGGUUGUGGGAUGUGGUCAAAAGCUCCAAAAAGAGAUUAUGUGAGCAUUGCUUGUUGUUGUUGUGAGAGUGAUUUAUUGCAAAUGUGUUCCCAUUGCUUUUGUCAACUUCAUAUAUUUCCUAUUUGGAAUUGUUUGGGAGUUCAACAUUAUACACAAAAAGGGGUCUUUUUGUGUAAUUUUACCUGGCUUUUUGUGGCCUUUGUUUGAGAGGACAGGGAAGGUGGGGGGUGGGGGAAGAGAGGGGAAUGACAUGCAGCAAAGGGCCGCGGGUCGGUCUCAAACCUGGGCCGCCGCGGUACGGACUGAGCCUUGGUACAUGGGGCGCCCCUCCUUUGUGUAUUUUUCAUUAAAUAAUUUUAUGUUACAUUUUCUAUUCACUUUUUAUUUUCUAUUACUGAAUAUGGUUUAAAAACUGAGAAUUGGAUUAAUCAUUUGUUAUCUAACACUAGUAUGAAAUAAUUUUUGCGUUAUUGUAAUGAUUUUUACAUGAAUUGGAAACUUGAGAAAAUCUCAGUUAAUCACAGAAUAUGGUGGGAUGUUAUUUCUUUUUUAAUGAUGAUUAGAUGGUCUGUGUAUUUGUGUGAUUCAGUUUUAUUGGUAUGAAUUAAUAUGUUUUACACAUGCUAGGUCAAGGUUCUAAUUCAUUAAUUCUGUCUGGUUGCCCUUGAUAUGACUGGUAUAAUUCUCAUUCACAUGUUUAUAUCAUAAAGACUUUUAAUCAGAAUUCUGCCUAACUGUAUGUGGAUUGUUGACAUCACUCAUCAUUUAACUGAAUAAUGCAGAAUAAAUUUGAU